AUGGCCGGCCCGGCGCGGUCCGGCUUCCCCGCGCGCACCAACAGCCGCCUGGACGCGUUCCUGCGGCGGCACAUGGCGCCCGAGGUCUACGAUGCCAUCCGCGCCUACGAGCCGUGCAUCGUGGUGUCCGACUCGGAGAAGCACGCCUUCAAGUUCGUGGUGCUCAGCGACCGGCUCAUCUACCUGACGGAGAACCCGCCCAGGUCCCUCCGGCGGGUCGUGGCGCUGCGCGACGUCGUGGCCAUUGAUCUGAUUGAUGAUUACCCAACAUUUCUGAAUUCGCCAGAUAGAGAAAUCAACCAACAUAUUCGUAUUAUCUACUCUUCAACUAUUUUGAAAAAAGAAUGUGAAAGAUCAAAAAGUGUUGGAAAAUUUCUAUUUCCAUUUCAUCACACUAAUGCCAACAACAAAAAAGUCAAGAAAGAGAAUAAUGGUCCUACCUUUUGGAGAAGAAAAGAUUCUAGCCUCCCGAAUGAAUCUUCUCUCAGGUCCCACCAGGAGGGCAACAUACCAUCUAAGGACUCAACUUCCUGUCCUCCUUCAGACCUCAAGAGGCUGUCCCAUGUGGGCCAAGGUGCCUUUCGACCUUUACCUGUCCCCUCCAGAAGGAGUUGCCAAUCUUCUCCAGCUACUGACAAGGCUGUCCACCUGCCAUCUUGUACAACAAACACAAAAGAGCCUCAGGAAACCCCAGACUCUCCAAGUGAAACCUUUUUCAAGUGCAAUGGAAAUAGAAAUGAGUUUAACCUAGGAAACUGUCUCCUAGCCUCCCGUUUACAGAGUAACCCAAACCUAGAGAAAAAGGAAAUGGAACUUCAUUUGUAUAUCAUCUCCACAACAUCAUCAAUAUUUCUGCACUUAAAGAACUCAUGGACCAAUUACGUUAUAAAAGCUACUCUUUUACAGGAUCCCCUAUAUGCUAGGGAAUAUAGCCCUAUUGGAAGUCAAAAGCCAUAUAGAUCUGAGGAGAAAAUUAGGCACUUCAGUCAACUUAAAUCUGAACUUUUUCUUAAAGACAAUACUUUGAGGAAGAUACUUUGCUUAAUUAUGGAACUUAAAGUAGCAGCCCAGAAAAAUUUCAUUCUGAAAAGGCUUUUCUGGAAAACCAGUGACCUUUUCUGUUUCCUAGUGAACAAACUUCACGAGUACUUGCCAGAGUCUAGGGAUAAGAGAGCACUUCAAAAUAAAAGUCAAAGAGCUGAUGAGCUGGCGGCAGGCAUCAAAAUUACACAAACCCUAGGACUAAUGUUCAGAGAAACAGAAAUUGAAUCAUCACGCCUGAACACACUGGCGGCUAAAACGGGAACAUUAUUUAAUCUCUUGGUAAUUUUAAUUAGCAAGCCUCGGAUUCCAGCGUCUUGUUCUGUGCUUGAUGGCCGGUUGGUGGCUGAUUCAACUUCAGCUGAAAUGUCCUUUGAUGCUGAGUUACAGAAGCUAAUCCUGGAAUAUACAGAUACAGCCACAGCACUUUUGUAUGAAAUUCUUCUUGUCUUUCAGCAGGAAAAUCUUGGAUUGGGAUCCACAAAGUUUGCUAUUAGCUGGAUGAUGUCCUUCCUACAAAGCUGUCCUCCUAUAAUUGCUUUUGUGGCCAAUAUUGUGAAGCAAGUGGUGAAGGGGCUUUCGGCCUCCUCCCAGCUGCUGAGUCCCUGCCAGGCGGUUCUGUUGUACCAGCAGUUUUACAUCCUCAAGAGCUGCCUGCGGUACAGCAAGAUGCUAGCUGAGCAUAUUAGGAAUGACUACAGCGAAGAAUUCAGGUAUUUUAUUCACAUGCCAGCCUUGGAAAAGAGGCUCCCAUUGUGUUACCCUAUCACAGAGCCUACUACUGAGCUUCUCCACGAGGUUCUGAAGCUGAUGGAACCAAAACAGUGCAGAACGUUAACAAGAAGAUGAAAUGUUCAUUAGAAGUCAAUGCUUAUGAGAAACAGUUUGUAACUAGUUUAAUAUCUAGCUAUCCUUAAGUCCUAUGAAGACUUUAUUUGAAGGUUUCGCCAAUACCUCUCUAGGAUGUCUUUAAACUUUUAAACUGAUUUAAGAAAAUAAAUCUGUCUAGGCUGGGCAUGAACGUUUAGCUCAGUGAUGCAACUUGCCUAGCAUUUGUGAAGACCUGAGCUCAACUCAAACACAGCAAAAAGAAGAACAAAGAAUAAUCUAAGUCCAGCCUAACAUAUAUAAAGUGGUACUAAAAAAUAAUAUUUCUUCAGAAUGAAACAGUUUUUUUUUUUAAAAAAAACAUGAAAAACUACAAAGGGAACAGAUGCGCAGAAAUCAAAUGCAGGAAGCAAGGUCUGAUGAGUUUCACUGGCAUGACAGAGUGCUUGGAAACCUUGCAGUGAUCAUUAGAGAUGUGGGGAACAAUAGGAGACACCCUUCUCCACCUGUGAAUAUUCAAGUGGCAAAAAUCUUCCUUGGGAGAGUAGGCAGAGCAGUCAUCGCUGCACAGGGAGAGAAUGCUGGACUUCCUUUGCUCAAAAUCAUGGCUUUCGGCCAAUCUGAGUGCCCCAUGGAGCCUCUGUGGAAGAGACAUUGCCCGUGAGUCAUUGUGGCUUGCCCACAUCCACUUUAAAAAGUGUCUGCUCUACAUCUUAUGUCUGUGAAUGAAUUUUACCCUACAGAUACUUAAUUUUGACAUCACUGUGAGCAGUUGUAUGUGGACUUGGACCUCUAAGAACCCCAGAACCUGGGCUUUCCGUGCAACUUACCAUGCCCAGAGAAAAGUCUGCCCUUCAGAGAGGGAACUCCCUUUGUUGGGGACUUAGCAGGUUCAUGUUGUUAAUUGGAUCAGCAAUAUUUAAAUGAAUUAUUUUUCACUGGUAAUUUUGUAUGUUGUAUUUAUAUUGAUUUGACUGAUUUUUUUUCAAGAUAUGGCUUAGAUUUAAUAUUUAUAAAGUUUUAAAAGAUAGACCUGCUCUGGCUGGACUUGUAGCUCAGUGAUAGAGCAUUUGUCUAGUGUAUGC
Messenger RNA from Jaculus jaculus (lesser Egyptian jerboa), 2954 nucleotides. It is a transcript of the gene C6H12orf56, whose product is annotated as chromosome 6 C12orf56 homolog. Lineage: Eukaryota; Metazoa; Chordata; Mammalia; Rodentia; Dipodidae. The transcript has 13 exons. The record is from RefSeq and is a predicted model, not a curated record. Bases 1 to 1890 code for a protein of 629 amino acids.